GGAGAAAGGAUUCCUCACGGAGCCGUCGCCUCCCUUCAUUCUCAACAGCAAGACUGCUGCAGGAUACGGAGUAGACCCUUGAAACAUCCUCUUUGAGGAGCCGCCCAACCAUCCAAGGACUGCCUAGCUAUUCUCAGAAGUCAACGUCCUCUGACGCCGUCUGCUGCCGACAGCGCUGUCCUACGCUGCAAUCGGCCCCGCUUCAUCCCCUUCUUCCUUGCUCACUGGGCGGCUUCCGUCCAUCCAGCCAGCGGCCGACCCUGGCGGCGGCUCGUCGUAAUCAAACAUAAGAGGCUCUUCGUCCACAUAUCCGGACAGUCCCCUCUUCGUCCUCAAACCUCCAACAUCAUAACAACCCCAUUUAUCGAACUGCUGUGACGUGAAAGGCCUCAGGCAUUACAGAAGAUUAAAUAAGAUUCACCGAUAAGAUAUACCCUUCAAUUUAACUAUAAAUAAACGAAGUCCAAGUUCGUUCUUUUUUGCCCUGUUGUUGCGAGCCUGCACGACUUACGAACAUCCCACCUUAGACCUUCCAACCUCAACGAGGCACCUAUACUAUCUUAUCUAACGUCAAGUAUCAUCGCCUAUAACAUUGUUCCAUCCUUUUUCUGUCCCCUGAUUUCUCGAAUACCAGUUUUUGCUGUUUUUGAGGCCCCCUUUCCCAAAUAUUUCUUCGUCGCCCCGCUCCUAAAUCGCUCUGAAAUUCACUACCAAAGAGAGUCGUGGCCGUUGGAAGGAUCAGGCCACGGAAACAAAAUAGCCAGUCAUGCCACGAUUCCGAGGUAUCCUCGAGUCACCAUCCAGCUCGGAUACAGAUUCAGACUCCUACCAGGAGGACCGAUUCCGCCACCAUAGACGUCCUGUUGACAGACGUCGUGGUUUCCUCGACAUCAAGGCCCCCCGGGUCAGAGCGGCCUCUGUUGGUGAUCGCCAUAGGGAUUCGUCAAUCUACAUCGGCAUCAACAAUGAAAACUAUUCCAAGUCCCCGCCGCGUCCGCGGAACCGUGCCAGGUCGUUUUCCCGUCGGCGUGAUGCAGCAGGUGCCUGGGACGAGGUAGAAACAAACAUCCUCCGCGAGCAAAGAGCUAUCCGUCAGGAAAUCAUUGAACGCGAUAUCCGAGACCGUUAUCGUGAGCAAGAAAAGGAGCGGCUGCGUGAGCGCGACCGAGACAGGGACCGGGAUCGGGAUCGCGACUACGAACGGGAGCGGGAGCGGGAGCGGGAGAAGGAACGCGAGAGGGAACGCGAGAGGGAACGCGAACGGGAACGGCUACGCGAACGUGAGAUACUUGAGCUCGAGGCACAGCUUCAAUCACAAAGAAGAAAACUCGAGCAAUUGGUUGAAGAUAGGCUCUGGGAAGAGGCAGAAAGGGAAGAAGAGAUCUAUCGACGCCGAAAAAGGCGGUGGGAAAAACUAAGGGAUAAAGAACUUGAACACGAACAGCGGGAGCGCGAGCGUGAACGAGAGCGUGAACGCGAACGUGAGAGGGAGCGACGUGACCGAGGGCGCGGUCGAAGCCGAAGCCGAAGCCACAGCCAUAGCCGUAGCCGAAGCCGGUACAGGAAGGAUGCUUGCUGGACCCGUGACGAGAUCGCAAACGAGCUUGCGCACGAGGAACUACGUCAUAUAAAGCAAGAAGAGGCUAAUAAGAAGCACGUCGAGGAUGCUUUUUUGAUCGCACAAUUCCGCGCCUUACAGGAAGAGGAAGAGCGUAAUAAGCGCGAACGGAAGAUACGGCAGAAAAUAGAAGCUGAGCGGGCGAAGCAGGAAGCAGAAGAGCUAGAAAAACAACAGCAUGAACAGAAGCUAAGAGACGAGGCUAUAGAAGAAUAUAAGAGGGAAGAAGCCGAGAAAGAACGCAAACGGCGUGAAGAGGAAGAGCAGGCUGAAAAACAGUUCAAUGAGCGGCUUCAAAAGUUGUUUGGUAGCCAUGGGAUUUCGGAAGAGGAUAUGAAGAAAUUUUUAAACCAGAAUAAAGAAAAACCAGAGCCCAAAGCUAUAGAGCCGCAUGCUCCCAAAGAUCAAUUUGUCAAGGUCCAUCGUCGGUUUAUCUCUCCUUCGACGCUUAUGGCAUACGGACUUCCAUGGGAGUGGGAUCCUUACGAUGCAGACUACAUGCUCAUCCAUUCUUGGGUGCCUCAGGAACUCCAGGAAGAGCUCUUCGAGCAUACCCGUCGUCUACGCGAAGGGCGCAUGCUCCCCGCUGCGGCGGAGCCUGAACAGAGCGCAGAAUACGUUGAGCUGAGGGUGAAUGAUAAGAAAAAAGAUCAAUUAUUCCUGGUGAGGAAAAAGAAGGGGGCGAAGAAGCAUAUCUUCGUUGAGCGAUAAGUAGGUUAGGAGCGAAGCAGGCUCGCUUCUAGACAAAUGUGAUGAUGAGGCAAGGUGUAUCGCUCAUCUUCUAUCAUUGGCUUUAUAACCUUUUUCUUAUAGGGAGAUUUGGUUUUUGUUCUAUUCUUGAAGGUCUUGGCUCCUUGUUUCCUUUCUUUAUUCAUGAUUUAUUCUUUUUAGUCCUUUUGUCUACUCAGUCAUAUUACUCCAAACCAAAAAUAUUCUGAUGAUUAUAAGGGAGAGAUGGUGCUAACAAUGAACGACCUAUAUGCCUCA
Coccidioides immitis RS is the source of this 2605-nucleotide messenger RNA. RefSeq lists its product as uncharacterized. The transcript is spliced from 3 exons. NCBI's taxonomy places the organism in Eukaryota, Fungi, Ascomycota, Eurotiomycetes, Onygenales, Onygenaceae. The record is from RefSeq and is a predicted model, not a curated record. Bases 767 to 2329 code for a protein of 520 amino acids.